Protopterus annectens (West African lungfish) is the source of this 3742-nucleotide messenger RNA. It is a transcript of the gene CLN6, whose product is annotated as CLN6 transmembrane ER protein. The record is from RefSeq and is a predicted model, not a curated record. The coding region runs from base 25 to 945 and encodes 306 amino acids. Lineage: Eukaryota; Metazoa; Chordata; Ceratodontiformes; Protopteridae. The transcript is spliced from 7 exons.
AAUGACAAUCAUUAGCCAAGGGUAAUGCAAGCUGCAAACAUGCGGAAGCGACAGUUUCAUCUCCCCAUGGAAGCCUCUUUGCUUCAUUCAAGGCAUGGGUCCAGUGACAGAGAGGUACCUGAUAAGAAGUCUAAUUUCCAUCUUGAUCUAUGGUUCUACUUCACAUUGCAAAAUUGGGUACUGGACUUUGGUCGCCCAAUUGCCAUGAUUAUUCUUCCAUUGGAAUGGUUUCCAUUAAACAAACCUAGUGCUGGUGACUACUUCCAUAUGGCAUAUAAUGUCAUCACACCAUUUCUUCUUCUAAAGCUUAUAGAAAGAUCUCCCAAAACACUUCCAAGUUCAGCAGUUUAUCUCUGCAUUACUACGUUUGUUAUGGGGGCAAGCAUCCAUUUGGUUGGAGAUUCCAUAAAUCAUCGUUUAAUCCUAAGUGGAUAUCAAAAUCAUCUAUCUGUGCGAGAAAAUCCCAUUAUUAAAAACCUUCAGCCAGAGACCCUGAUCAACUCAUUUGAACUACUGUAUUACUAUGAUGAAUAUUUGGGCCACUCAAUGUGGUAUUUCCCAUUUUUUCUUAUAUUAUUCCUCUAUUUUACUGGUUGCUUCACUUCAAUUAAGGAAGACAGCAGAAUGCCACUUACAGCCUGGUUCCUUGUCAUCCCAAGUGGCCUAUACUACUGGUACCUUGUCACCGAAGGACAGAUUUUUAUUCUUUACAUUUUUACUUUUUUUGCAAUGAUGGCAACGGUGAUGCACCAGAAACGUAAGAGACUCGUUCUGGACAGUAAUGGACUUUUUCUGUUAUAUUCGUUCAGCAUUACACUGGCAUUGAUUGCCAUAUGGGUUGCCUGCCUAUGGAAUGAUAAGAUCCUGAGAAAGAAGUAUCCUGGGGUCAUAUAUGUACCAGAGCCCUGGUCUUUUUAUACUCUGCACAUCAAAAGUGCUCACUAACAUUUAUAAUAUUUUCACGGUGUAUGAUAUGGAGAGUUUGCUGUGACUUAAACAUAUCUGGGGAGCAGAAGAUAUAUUCUCUAUUGUUUACUUUAUUGUCAUGCAUCAGUUCAAAGUUUUGUAUUGGGUAUAAGUUUGUAUAAGCUAAACAAUCAUAUAUAAAUAUAACAAACAUGUUUUUGACAGGACGAUUAAUGUACUUAUGUAAUGAAAGCAGUGUCGUGUUUUUUUUUUCACUUCUGACCAUGUUGAUGCAAUUUGGAACAGACUGUGUUGAAGCUAAUGGAAUAGCUCUUAUCUUGGGUCAUAGGAUCAUAGGAAAUGCAAGGCAUUUGAGUCUUGUAAUCAUUUGUACAUCGGCAGUACACAUCUUCAGACUGAACCUCCUCUAUUGAGGAGGGCCAGACAAAUAAAGCCAAGAGUGAAUUUGUGAAUACCCAUCCAGUUCCCUUUUGAAAAAGGUAAACAUUUUAUCACCAGAAUCAUAGCUAGGGUGGGUUGUCUGAGUGCAAAAGGUUUUGGGGGGGAGGCACGAUCAGCCACCUUUCAUCACAAUCUCUCUUUCUCUCUUUUUAGUGCAAUACUGGCUUUUAAAAAUGGUUUACACUUGCAGUGAAACUGGAGUGCUGCAGUGCUCCAUGUGUUGUCUAAACUGUGGCAACCAUUUACUCAUUUGUAGCAAGCAGUUUGCUACAGUUAACAAAAAAGUGUUUGUUUUUUUAUUUAAGACACAAGCACCAUAGCACUCCAUGCAGGCAGAAUAUAAACUGUUUGCUAUAUUUAAAGUAAGCACUGUGCUACAGUUACAUAUAGCUUUAUGUGUGGAGCAGGAGGAGCAUUAGGAGCAGGGCACAGAAACAGGACCUGAAUGUCUGGCCACCUGGUUGGCACUUGAAUGGAAGAGCUGGUGGGGAGUGAGGAUCUAACUGCAAUAAGUCGAUCUCUACAAUGAAAAGAUCAGCUUAAUACAGUGAAAUGCUUUUUUGUUGUUCUUCUUCAAGCUGGAGGGGUGUGGCUCUAACUGUAAUAAGCCAACCUCUAAAAUGUGGAGAUCGGCUUAAUAAUACAACAAAGUGCUUUUUUUCUUUUCUUUUAUUUGCUCUUCACUUGAAGAACCGAGGGAGGCACUGGUUUGUUGUAUCAGCACAGGGCACUGGUAGUGCCAGCUAUGCUUCUGUGUAUCACACUGCUUAAUUUGCAGGGUAGUCGAAUACAGAAGUGGGAGAAGCACUGUGCAAUUAACUUAUCUCUCCACUUUGUUUUAUUUACUUGCUGGUGAAGAUUUAAAUCGCAUGCUCUCCUAUUUGUGAAAUUAUUCAAUUUAUUGAGUUACAAACAUUCUGGACCACAGUGUCCCUAAUGGCUCAGAAGGCAAGGCACAAAUCUCCCCUCACGAGUCUAUAAGACACUGAAUAUAGGGCCAUUUCUUCCAGUGUUUUUCUGAUAGCUUAGGGUUUUUAAGCCAGGCAUCAGUCCCCAGACACCAACACAUGGGUAGUACCUUUUUCCUAAAGCUGUAACCUGCAUUCAGAAUGCUGAUGAUAUUAUUUUACAUGGUUAUUGAUUCUUCAGUGUUAAACAUUAUUGUCUUCAGAACACUGACUUAAUAUUCUGUAUCCUAAAGUGCUAACCACUUCACAAUCGUUUUCAUCUGAAUCUGUACAAAGCAGUGUGCAGAAGUAGUCGGAACUUUGAGAUAUGACAGUGGAGAGGUAUAGGAAGAAUCAGGGUAGUAUUUCUAAAUAUUUUCCAUGAAGCUGAGACUACAGAAGCAUAACAGUUCCAUGCUUAUUAAAUGUACAUCAAGAAUAAGUCCAAUUUCAUCAACCUCUCAUGCAUUAGCAGGACAAAGCUGUGGUACUUCACUAAGUAUGUGUGUCAGACAGAAAUAAAGAACCUCACCAAUCUCUUCCUGGAGAUAAGACACAUAGGAAAUGAUCCUCCUUGGAAACUAAUGGCAUCUCUUAAAAUGCCUGAAGCUCAUUAUGAACAACAGUAUUAAUCAGAGUGACACAAAGUCAUGCCAUGGUUUUGAAUGCCACCAGUACAACACACCACUAUUAAUAAAUUCUAUUCAUAAUACUUAUGACUUUAUCAAAUAAAAUACUAACAUUUCAAUAAAAUUCUAAGACAUAAAGAGGUUUCUUGCAAAAGAAUGAGUGGUAAAGAGAAUUGCUGAGUAAGGCCAUCUGUUUUUUUUUUUUUUUUUUUUUUUAAUUUAGAGUUCUCCUCUCAGGUUUGUAAGGUCAGACUAUGCCAUUAUUUUUCAGUAGAAAAAAAAAACAUUAUGGACAGUGUCCAGUGAACAGCUGUUCUAAUAAAUGAUAUAUAAAAUUAUGGUUGCCUUUCUAUCAGGGAUGCCUUUACACAAAAUGUUGCUAAAAGAACCCCAGAGGCUAAAUUUUCAGUUGUCUAAGUAUUUACAUAUAUCCUUAAAUUGAAAGGUCACAGCUUCAUGUUACAGUUAUUAUACCCCAAAAUACAUGCAGCACUACUAAUAUAAUUGGCAAAAGUGUCUUAGUAGAUGUAUUAACAUUAAAAAAACUACAUGCAUUGUGAUGCUUAAUGUUCUGUUUCUUAGAUAUAAAAACACAUGCAUACUUCUAGAACAUUGUCUAUGUUUCCAGCAACAGAGGUAACAGAUUUAGCAUUCCAUGCUUUGUACCUUGCUUCUUUCUAGCUUUUAUAUUCUUUGUGAAAAAUGACUUAUUUCAGUAUGCACCUUUGUGUCUCAAUUUUCAACAAAAGCAAGAACUGAAAAAAUGAAGUAUAAUAAAUGCUUGCAAAUUUUCAAGAA